CCUCGGACCAUCUCCAUCUGGCCAGACGAGCUCGGCCAUGAGUUCAUUUGAAGGCGACACGCUGAUCCUGCCCUGCGUGGCAAUUGGUUCGGUGGCUCAACUGGCUGCUGACGUCCUGCUGGGCCCUGGAUCGCCGUUUGAAGAGGCCAAGCAUGUGAUGGACCUCGACUCGAGCUGCUGCAUGCCCUUUGUCGGAGGUAGCGUCGGGGGACGAAGCAGCGCCCUCAUUACGCCCCUUCAGGUCUAUCGGGAUGCGAACAGCAGAGUCACAAUUGUACAGCAGCGCAGCCCUCCCUUCAAGGCAAGGAAAGACGACUUUGUAGCUCGCUUGGCAGCGUGGGCGAAGCAGUCGCGCUUCCAACAAGUCCUCGUUCUCUCCUCGGUCGAUGCGGCCCUGCGCGGCGACGGCGAGCUCCAGACGGGUUUACGCUUCGUGCAGAGGACGAAUCGCCAGGGUACAACGCUGUCGCCGCGCUUCGCAGACAAAGUCACCUCGCUCGAUUCAUUGACGAGCACACGCUCGCUGCCCGGUUCGGGUGUCGCGAGGCGUCUUAUGGCGUCGCUCGAAAGGGCAGAGGUGCCGGCGAGCCUGUUGGCCGUCUACUGCGCAGAGGGCGACAAUCGAGCGGAUGCAAAAGCCAUGGCGAUGCACGUCUACAAAGCCGUCGAUCCCAGCGGCAGGCCAUGGACUGAGGUACGGGAGCCAGAGGAGUGGACCAUGGUCUUUGGCUCGGGACCGGAUCAGAGCUUGUUUAAUUAAUUGAUACAGCAGUAGUUGCACACCACUAGUCUCCCCCCCUUUUAAAAGAAAUAGCUAGAAGCAGUGAUCACCAGGGCAAGGCAGGAAGAGCACGGGAAUCGAAGGAGUGC
Molecule: messenger RNA, 870 nt
Organism: Acaromyces ingoldii
Lineage: Eukaryota; Fungi; Basidiomycota; Exobasidiomycetes; Exobasidiales; Cryptobasidiaceae
Exons: 3
Coding region: 38-760 (240 amino acids)
Biological process (GO): proteasome assembly
Cellular component (GO): cytosol; nucleus
Source: RefSeq, a predicted model, not a curated record